Molecule: messenger RNA, 3532 nt
Organism: Neoarius graeffei (lesser salmon catfish)
Lineage: Eukaryota; Metazoa; Chordata; Actinopteri; Siluriformes; Ariidae
Product: UDP-glucuronosyltransferase 2C1-like
Exons: 6
Coding region: 1153-2748 (531 amino acids)
Molecular function (GO): UDP-glycosyltransferase activity
Source: RefSeq, a predicted model, not a curated record
ACUGAGAGAAAUUAUAUUGAUUAUAUUUGUAUUAUUUUGAUUUGGAAACGGAAUGGGAGGAGAGACUCUUCAGGGGGCUGUUAGCCUACUAUUAAAUAUUUGUUAAAAAAAAAAAUUGGCGUCCAAAUAAGAUCAUUCCUAUAUGAACUUAUUUUUUGUAAUAAUAUUUGUGGUAGUGCCCAUUUAAGGGUUAAGAAGACAAAAUUAAUUUUAACUAAACACCUAACUGCACCAGUUGAACUGUUUUAUUUUUAAACGUGAACAUUCACAUAAGGCAUCGUAGAUGUGCGUGUCCGCAGCCCUCAACCCCCGCGCUCGUACGUGCGCGCAGGCGCGGCUGCCGACCGACGUGUCCCGGUUUUUUACAACUCAGAUGUGGCAACCCUAGCAGACAGACGAGACGAGAGGAGCAAAGCAGGGAAGAUAAAGGAGAGGAGAGGGAGAGAAAUGCGACCGCCUUCCGUGAGAGCACGGAAAAAAAAUUAAUUAUUACUUAUUAACAAUACUUCUUGGGACCAGAAGAAAAUUGCAGAGGGUUUUUUAACAUAUAAAGUUUCAAAUGUGCAUAAAAUUAAAACUGUUGCCUAUGAGCUUUAAUACCAAACCUACGCCCUUGGAAAAAAAAAACUGAUAUAAUCUCCAUUAAAAAAUAAUUAUAGCAGUAAAAGAGCCGUUCAUAAAAAUGAUCAGAGACAACUGGAAAAGGGAAAAACAAUAACAAUGGAGGGGGGGCGCUAUAAAGAUGUGUAAGGUGAAGUUGAGAAAAUAAGAGGAGGUAAUGAAGUGGCCAUUCGAGGAACUGCAGCUUUUAGCACUUCCGCAUUGGCUUCACUUUUCAGGACCGAAAGUUGCCGAGUUAAAAACUGAAACAAACGAAACUGAAGCAUACAACAAAGUCAUCUAAACAGAGCAUGGAACGAACGUGAAGAAGGAUCAUCCUGGUGACCAGAGACACAAAACAGUGUGAAUACUUCUCGCCGUGUGUGUAGGCAGCGUCUGUUCCAAAUCACCAAGAAGUGUUUACCAUGAUGAUGCAAGAGCGUGCAGAACACGCAAAGCCAUGACGCACUAUUUGCGCAACAUGAGACGCUCCUCCUGUUUUCUACUUUGUCCAACAUCACAAGUGCUUUGAUCACCAUUUCAAUAGGCACAAUGUUGAGGAACAGAUCUUACACCUGCUUAGCAGUUUUGCUGCUGAGCUUCUCUGAAAUGGCCCUCAGUGGCAAUGUACUGGUUCUUCCUGGUGAAUACAGUCACUGGCACAACAUGCGCGCAGUUGUUGAGGAGCUCAUGGACCGGAACCACAGCGUGACAGUUCUCUCACACUCUGCCUCACCUACCUUGAAACCUGGACAAAAAGAGCGGUUCAAGUUCAUACCUUUUGAAAUCAACAUGGAGCGACAGGAGGCAGCCAACAUGUGGCAGAACUUUAUCACUCCAUGGAUGCAACAAAGUACUACCAGCUUUCAAAAGCUGACCUUGGUCUGGAACAUGGUGUCUGGGCUGUCUCAUUAUAUAAAGAUUGUGUGCAAUGGAAUGUUUGCUAACCGAGAGCUUGUGACCUCACUGAAGGACUUGAAGUUCGAUGUGCUUCUGUAUGACCCCAUGAUGCCAUGUGCUGACAUAAUGGCGGACGUUCUUGAGCUGCCCAGUGUGAUUUCUCUCCGGGUCACUUUUGCAAAUAAUCUUGAGCGGUUCUGUGGGCAGAUGCCCGCACCACCAUCUUAUGUACCUGCGGCUUCUGUUCAGGGGCAUCUCACCGAUCAUAUGGACUUUACAGAGCAUUUAGCAAACAUGCUACUAUACAUAGGACACACUGCAGUUGAUGUACUUCAGAAAAAGUUAAUCUUUGAUAAAUAUUUCACUGAAAUAACUGGCAAACCCACAACACUGUGUGAUACUAUUGGCAAAGCUGACAUCUGGUUAAUCCGCACUUAUUGGGACUUUGAAUAUCCACGGCCAUUCCUUCCAAACUUCAAAUAUGUGGGUGGCUUACAUUGCAAGCCUGCAGAACCUCUACCAAAAGACAUAGAGGACUUUGUCCAGAGCUCGGGAGAUGAUGGUAUUGUAGUGUUUUCACUGGGAUCCAUGAUAAAAAACAUUACCAAAGACAGAGCAAACACCAUCGCCUCAGCGCUCGGCCAGAUUCCCCAAAAGGUCUUGUGGCGAUAUGUAGGCGAGAAACCAGAAACUCUUGCUCCUAAUACAAGACUCUAUGACUGGAUUCCUCAAAAUGAUUUACUAGGACAUCCUAAAACCAAGGCCUUCAUCACCCAUGGUGGGACUAAUGGAAUAUAUGAAGCUAUUUAUCAUGGCAUUCCCAUAGUGGGCCUGCCACUGUUUGCUGAUCAGCCUGAUAAUAUAAAUCACAUGAAAACCAAAGGAGCUGCAGUUAUGCUUGACUUCAACAAAAUGGAGACCAAGGACUUGAAGCAGGCUCUCAAUGAUGUCAUUAACAAUCCAUCCUACAAAGAGAGCAUGAUGAGGCUAUCCCGAAUCCACCACGAUCAACCGAUGAAGCCGUUAGACCAGGCCGUGUACUGGAUUGAGUUUGUGAUGCGUAAUAAGGGGGCCAAACACCUGAGGGUCGAAGCCCAUAACCUCACGUGGUAUCAGUACCACUGCUUGGACGUGGCAGCCUUUUUGCUUUCUGUAAUUGCACUAGUCAUGUUCAUCUUUGUGAAAACGUGUAGUUGGCUCUUCCGUAAAUGUUUUAGAAAGACCCCAGCAAAGAGCAAGAAAGAGUGAAGCAUGUGUAUGUGAAUGUAUUAAUAGUUACACUCCCCUGCCACUUUACUAGGAACACCCAUCCACCUGCUGUUUUAUGCAGUUAUUUAAUCAGCCAAUCCCUUGAUAGCAGGACAAUGCAUAAAAUAAUUCAGAUAUAAAUCAAGAGCUUCAGUUAAUGUUCACUGCAAACAUCAGAAUGGGCAAAAUGGUGAUCUCAAAGUGUGACUUUCGCUGUGCCAUCUGGCAAGCCAGAUGGACUGGCUUGAGUAUUUCAGAAACUGUUGAUCUCCUGGGGUUUACACAUUCAAUAGUGUAUAAAUAGCGUGGGGGGAAAAAAAAACAUUGAGUGAGUGACAGUUCCGUGGGUGGAAACAAACGUCUUGUUGAUAAGAGAGGUCAGAGGAAAAUGGCCAGAUUUGAGGUAGUUUGAGCUACCAGGAAGGAUAUAGUAACUCAUAUAAUCACUCUUUACAACCGUGGUGAGCAGAAAAGCAUCUCAGCAUGCAACAGCAGAAGAACACAUUGGGUUCCUCUCCUGCCAGCCAAGAACAAGAAUCUUAGAAUCAAGAACAAGUUCCUAUUAAAGUGGCCGAUGAGUGAACUGUGAUAUUUUUACAAAAAUUUUUCAGACUAAAAUGCUCUGUGUUAAAUGGACAUGUCUGUCCAAGAUUAAUUUUAAAGGAUUCCAACACUAUUGAGAACAAAGCAAUUAAACAGAAAUAUUUCUCUAUAUCAUGUAAAGGGUAGGGUUUUUUCUUUUAAUUAAAAUAAAGAUUUCUUAGUUUUGUUUCUGACACAAUAA